UAGUGUCUGAAUGAAUGUGUAUACAGGGCAGAGCUUAGCAGCAAGAGCAGAAGCCGUGUGUGUGUGUUAAGCAAGUGUUUCAGUGAGCAGAGCAGCUUGCGGAGCACACAGGUAGCUCAGUUUGCUCUACAGCCAAAGUCUAAACUUCGCUGACAGAAGCGAGUAAGACUCACAGAAGGACAAAAAGAAACAACGAUAUACAGGAGGCAAGGGGUUCCAUGGAACAAGAGACAUGUGACUUUCUUCUCGCCAAGGAAUUUUGUGCUCUUUGGCUUCUGGAAAAAUUCUCCCCCUUGCGCUUGUCACCAGGGAAUCUACCUAAGGAUGCGGACGAGGACCAGCAAGUGCUAACAUGCAUUUGGGGGGCCUCUGUGCAGACUCACUACAAUGGACAAUCCUGAUCAGACAAGCAGUGACAUUCCAGCCCCCCAUGCGUACUGACUGUGAUGGCACAUAAUAGCAAUGUGACAUCAAAUGAGGGAUAUGGAGUGGCGGUGAGCAUUGUCCUAAUUUCAUUUAUCUCAGCAGUGAUUUUGAUGACCAUUUUGGGGAACCUGUUAGUGAUGGUGGCGGUAUGUCGUGAUAGACAGCUAAGGAAAAUCAAGACUAAUUAUUUUAUCGUAUCACUAGCGUUUGCUGAUCUGCUUGUAUCAGUUCUGGUAAUGCCUUUUGGAGCCAUAGAACUAGUACAGGAAAAGUGGAUAUAUGGGGAAAUGUUUUGCUUGGUGCGAACAUCACUCGACGUUCUCCUGACAACAGCAUCCAUCCUUCAUCUUUGUUGCAUAUCACUGGACAGAUACUACGCAAUCUGCUGCCAGCCGCUGGUUUACAGAAAUAAAAUGACCCCCCUCCGAAUAACCCUGAUGCUCAGCGGCUGCUGGAUUAUUCCAACUUUUAUAUCAUUCCUUCCAAUCAUGCAAGGUUGGAACAGCAUUGGCAUUUUAGACUUGAUAGAAACAAGAAAAUACAACAAAAGCUCCAAUUCUACAAACUGUAUAUUUAUGGUGAACAAGCCCUAUGCCAUUACAUGCUCUGUGGUGGCUUUUUACAUUCCUUUCCUCCUCAUGGUGCUUGCCUACUAUCGUAUCUAUAUCACUGCUAGAGAACAUGCCAGGCAGAUUGGAGUAUUGCAAAGAGCAGGAGCCCCGGUGGAUCAUCGACAUCAGCAUCCCGAUCAACAUAGCACCCACAGGAUGAAGACAGAAACCAAAGCUGCCAAGACCCUCUGCAUAAUUAUGGGCUGUUUCUGUCUUUGUUGGGCCCCAUUUUUUAUUACCAAUGUGGUUGAUCCUUUUAUAAACUAUUCUGUACCAGUGGAGCUGUGGACAGCUUUUCUCUGGUUAGGCUACAUCAAUUCAGGCUUGAACCCUUUCUUAUAUGCCUUUUUGAACAAGUCUUUCAGGCGUGCCUUCCUCAUCAUUUUGUGUUGUGGAGAUGAGAAGUAUCGAAGGCCUUCCAUCUUGGGGCAAACUGUCCCAUGUUCUAACACUACUAUCAAUGGGUCCACUCAUGUAUUAAGGUACACGGUGCUAUAUAAUGGACACCAACAGGAGCAUGACACACUACCCAUCCAUAUUGACCCAGAGUCACAGGAAUCCUGCUUCUAGUCAACAGCUGGAAUUAAAAUGCUACUACUCCUGAACACCAUAACGAAUACCCAUCUGGGAAAUUGCUAGAAGAUAUCUGUCACAUCAGAUCUGAAAAUAUUUUCCAUCAUCUGCAUGAAAACAUUUGGAGUGUACCACGUGUGAUUCCUGGCUGUAUCUCCAGCUUCUUCUCCCAGAAAAGUCUAAUGAUUCAGACAAGUUUAGUUACCAUGCCUGAAUUUCAUAAUGCACACACUGGCAAACUUUAGUUUUCAAAAUAAAUGCUGUUGGUAUUUAAAGAACACAAGACGAGGUGGCAUUGUAAAGUUACACAAAUGAAUGCAGGAAGAACAACCAAAGACAAGUUCAAAUGUAAAACAUUUUCUCUGCAGCAGUUUAGGAUGCUUACUUUAGGAAUACAAUGUUCUACAGUAGCACCUUCCCAGUGCCUAAAACUGAAGGGAGAUCAGGAAACUGGAUUGGUAGCUGGUCGUUCAGAGACCUGCAUGAACUGAAUGCACCUGUGGGUCCAUAACGGAUUGUACAUUUUCCAUGUAUUAUAGAAUAUAUCUGCAUGUAUUUAAGAUUGACUGUGUCUUUUUUUAAAGCUUGCUAUUGACUGAUUGAAGAGCAUUUCUCCAUCUGUCAACAUUUUAAUAAUUGCAUUUUUGGUGGUAUAUUUAUAUGCAGGUUCUUCCAGUAGAGUUGGUGUUAUUUUGUAUCAUCAAGGAACUACAUCCUUCUGAAAUGUAUUUAGGUCAAUCCAACUUCCACAAAUGUUGCUGCUAGUGCUACUGUAAAAUGAGAGGAUGGUUCCCUGUAAACUUGAUCAUCCCAGUAAGAAAGAGAUGGUUUUCCUUAGUCUUCAUCGCUGUGAUCUGCCAGCUAGUCUAAGUUGAAAUACAAGAUUAUAAAUUGAAUAAAAGUUUUGUCAUUGUUAAACUGUCAUGUAUAAGAAGUUGCAUAUUAUUUAUGAGAAUAUGGGCUUCUGAAUUUGUUUUAAGGCAAGAUAUGGCACACGGGUGAUUUUGGACCUUUGACUGGAACAAUUUUGAAAUAGCUCCAUCACCCCUACUAAUGUGGAAGUCACAAGAAAGGCUGACCCCUUAUCAGGUGCUGGCGCAGAUAAGCUUUCCAAGAGGAUUCCAUUCCCUAUGUUUCUUUAGUCUUUUAGGGCCAGAGCACACGCUGCUAUUAAGGGAACUGCAUUCCCGCCGGCUAGAAUGUAAAUCACCGACGGGAUAGCAGUCAUAUCAAUUCGGCUUUCUGAAGACACCCGAAAUUUCCUUGUGAGGCAACUUCGGUUGAUUUCGGAAAACGAAGCGCUCCGAGUGCCA
Messenger RNA from Xenopus laevis (African clawed frog), 2923 nucleotides. RefSeq names its product 5-hydroxytryptamine receptor 4 (gene htr4.S). Lineage: Eukaryota; Metazoa; Chordata; Amphibia; Anura; Pipidae. Bases 447 to 1607 code for a protein of 386 amino acids. The transcript has 7 exons. The record is from RefSeq and is a predicted model, not a curated record.